AACUUGAGUAGGUUUUAUCCACGGCGAUUUGUACUGAACGGCGCAAGGCAAAAUUCAGAGUUUUCACGGUGCGAAACGCACGGUAGAAAAAGGGGCGCUCCCUUUCCACCGCACGAGAAGAAGAGUCAGGCUACUUGCUGUUGGCUGUUCGCGCGGAGAGGAUCGAAGAAAGGGAAGAGGAGGAACGCCGCUCGCUUCUCGGAUCUGCUGCUUGCUGCUCAGAUCUCACGCAGGAAGCAAGUUGAGGGGAAGAGAGAAAGGAUCGUAGGUAUUGGCUCUUGGGUGGUAUCCAGAGGGACGGAUUCUGCGCUGGAGUAGGCUGGGUUUCGUCAGGCGGAGUACGCGGAUAUCAAUCAUUUGAGCUUCUAGUUGUGAUAAGGCUUCCAUGGCAGCGUCUGAAGAGAACAGCUCUUUGUUUCCAAUCUUUAUACUUACGAUCAUGGCAAUACCUAUAGUGCCUUAUACAAUCCUCAGGCUGUGUCGUGCUUUUACAAAGAAAACAAAGACUAUUCAUUGCCAGUGCAACGUAUGUUCCCAUUCAGGGAAGUACCAAAAAUCCAUUUUCAAACGUAUAUCAAACUUUUCAACUUGUAGCAAUUUGACACUUUUGCUGCUUUGGGUUCUCAUGGGGAUCCUGGUUUAUUACAUCAAACAUAUAAGCCGCGAGAUUCAACCAUUUGAACCAUUUAGCAUUCUGGGAUUAGAGCCUGGAGCUUCUGAUUCAGAAAUAAAGAAAGCAUACCGAAGGUUGUCAAUUCUGUAUCAUCCAGAUAAAAAUCCUGAUCCAGAGGCUCAUAAAUAUUUUGUGGAUUUCAUAUCUAAGGCAUAUCAAGCAUUGACUGAUGCUAUUUCUCGUGAAAAUUUUGAGAAAUAUGGCCACCCAGAUGGAAGACAGGGUCUUCAAAUGGGGAUUGCUCUACCUCAGUUCUUACUCAAGUUUGAUGGGGUAUCUGGUGGUGUACUAUUGCUUAGCAUUGUUGGAGUUUGUAUACUGUUGCCUUUAUUGAUAGCAGUUAUAUAUCUCUCAAGGUCGGCAAAAUAUACUGGAAAUUAUGUUAUGCAUCAAACUUUGUCCACCUACUACUAUUUCAUGAAACCUUCUUUGGCUCCAAGCAAAGUUAUAGAUGUCUUCAUCAAGGCUGCUGAGUAUUUGGAAAUUCCAGUUCGCAGAAGUGAUGAUGAACCCCUUCAGAAACUGUUUCUUGCAGUUAGAAGUGAACUGAAUCUUGACCUUAAAAACAUCAAGACUGAGCAAGCAAAGUUUUGGAAGCAACAUCCAUCCCUUGUUAAGAUGGAAUUACUGAUUCAAGCUCACUUAACUCGUGAAUCAACCAUGUUAUCUUCAUCGCUAUUGAAUGAUUACAAACAAAUGCUUGAGCUUGCACCUCGCCUCCUGGAAGAACUGGUGAAGAUUGCUGUAAUGCCACGUAGCCCCCAUGGACAUGGAUGGCUGAGGCCAGCAAUUGGAAUUGUUGAGCUUUCACAAUGCAUCAUCCAGGCUGUGCCUCUAAGUGCACGGAAAGCAACUGGAGGAUACCCUGAAGGCCUUGCACCAUUUUUGCAACUUCCAUAUUUCAGUGAGUCUACUGUCAAAAAAAUUGCCCGAAAGAAAGUGCGGACUUUCCAAGAACUACGAGACAUGACUAUUAAUGAUCGGGUGGAGCUGCUGACUCAGGUUGCUGGACUUUCUGCUCUUGAAGCACGUGAUGUUGAGUAUGUGCUCGAAAUGAUUCCAUCUAUUGAAGUGGAUAUUACUUGUGAGACUGAAGGGGAAGAAGGCAUACAAGAGGGUGACAUUGUUACGAUGUAUGCUUGGGUAACUCUUAAGCGUGCUAAUGGCCUGAUAGGUGCCCUUCCUCAUGCUCCCUAUUAUCCUUUCCACAAGGAGGAGAACUUUUGGAUGCUGCUUGCUGAUCCAGUCUCAAAUGAUGUUUGGAUAUCGCAAAAGGUGAACUUCAUGGAUGAGGCUACUGCUAUUUCUGGGGCAUCAAAGGCAAUUCAAGAAACACGGGAGAGUCUGGGUGCUAGUGUGAAGGAAAUCAAUGUCGCAGUGAGAGAAGCUGUGGAGAAGGUGAAGAAUGGGUCGAGACUCGUGAUGAGCAAGUUUCAGGCUCCUUCUGAAGGAAGCUACAAUCUGACCUGUUUCUGUUUGUCUGAUACAUGGCUAGGGUGUGAUAGAAAGACUAGUAUAAAAUUGAAAAUUUUGAAGCGAAGUCGAGCUGGUACACGGGGUCAUGUUGUGGAGGAAGGACCAACAGCAGAUGAAGGGAUUGAAGAAGAAGAAGAGGAGGAAGAAGAAGAGUAUGAUGAUUAUGAGAGCGAGUACAGCGAUGAUAUGGAUGAUGAGAAAGAUAAGAAAGGAAAGAAGGCAAAUGGUGUUGCCAAUAAGAAAGCAGAAUCAAGCCCGGAAGCUUCAGGCAGUGAUGAUGACUGAAGAAUCAUAUUUCACCUUCCCACGGUCGAACACAUUCUCUGCCUGAAAAUUUUCAAACACUAAUGCCCUCCAGUUCACUUUUCAUACACAUUUUGAAUAAUAAUCAUGCUGUUAACUAUGCGCCCUAGCACUCAAAACCCCCGUGGAAGUUCAUGUUAAACUGCAGCACAAGGCAAUUGAAUCGAGUCAGUAAAUUAAACGGGAUUGCCAAAUGCCAAUGCUUCUGGGCAAUUUUGAUGUUCACCGGUUUUAUGUUAGUGAUCGGUGUGUGGGGGUGAACCUUAUGAAUUCCAAGUGCUAAUCUCGGUGGCACAUUGUUUAUUUUUGAUAUGCUUGCAAAUUACAUACAUUAAAACAGGUGAAAUCAAACGGUAGACGGCUGAAAAGUGCCCUAAGAUUAUCAUUAUUUUUUAAAAAAUUAUGUUUUUUUUUA
Messenger RNA from Zingiber officinale, 2867 nucleotides. RefSeq names its product dnaJ protein ERDJ2-like. Gene Ontology annotation, molecular function: transmembrane protein transporter activity; RNA binding. Gene Ontology annotation, cellular component: Sec62/Sec63 complex. Gene Ontology annotation, biological process: SRP-dependent cotranslational protein targeting to membrane; post-translational protein targeting to endoplasmic reticulum membrane. The transcript is spliced from 11 exons. The coding region runs from base 386 to 2434 and encodes 682 amino acids. The record is from RefSeq and is a predicted model, not a curated record. NCBI's taxonomy places the organism in Eukaryota, Viridiplantae, Streptophyta, Magnoliopsida, Zingiberales, Zingiberaceae.